CCACAGCCCCGCCUGUUGUUCAAUCUUUACCCUUUUUCUAUAUCUCAGGGAGGCAAAAAGGAGUGUUCUUAAAUUUUUACAGAUAAUAAAGUAGACCCUCGCACAAAUCCAACAAAAAGCGGUAGGGGUCCAAAACACCAGACCCUGACUCACCUUUCUUCUUCUUCUUCCUCUGUUUCCUCUGUAAAAAUUGUCCUUAAAAACCCCACAUCCCAAAGCUUCCAAUGCCAGAAUCUUCCUCUUUCUAGGACACCAUGAAAUCAAUUAGAGACACUAAAGCGAACCCUUCACCCGAUUUAUUGGUUUGUUUCCCUUCUCGCUCGCAUUUCGCUUUAAUGCCAAACCCACUCUGUAGUCCUGCCAGAGCGUCUGAUUCGAACAAGCUCCGCCGUUAUCACCGGCGGAGAAAGUCGGCGGAGAGUCCGGUGGUUUGGGCCAAAGCGAAGACGAUGGGGGGGUCUGAGGUGUCGGAACCGUCGUCGCCGAAAGUGACCUGUGCAGGGCAGAUUAAGAUGAGGCCGAAGAGCAGGAAGAGCUGGGAAUCGGUGAUGGAGGAGAUAGAGAGAAUUCAUAAUAGGAGGGAAUUACGGCGGAGGAGGUUCAAUUGGGUCGAAUCUUUAGGGUUCAAGAAGGAUAUAAUGCAAUUCUUAACAUGUUUACGGAGCUUACGGUUUGAUUUUGGGUGUUUCGGAGCUUUCCCUGAAGCAGAGUUCACCUCUGAAGACGAGGAAGAAGAGGAAGUGGGUGUCGAGGGGAGCGAUGGCUCUAGAACGGCGUUUUCUAAAUGGUUCAUGGUUUUACAGGGAAGUGGGGUCCGGAGAGACGGCAACGGUCUCUGUACAGUUGAUGAUGCAUCGAUUGGGCCGCCGAUGGCGCCGCCCAGAAACGCGCUUUUGCUGAUGCGCUGCAGGUCUGCUCCGGCGAAGAGUUGGGUGGAGGAAGGAUGUUCAGAGGAGGGAGAAGAAACAGAGGUGAAGGUGAAGAAGAGCUUGAAAUGGCUAAUGGAGGAAGAGAACAGAGAGAGCAGGGAUUUGGUUACGAGGAGCCAGAGUUGGAAGGUUUGAUCUCAGUGGGAUCUCUCAAUCCACCCCCUUGAAGACCCAACAUAUUUGCUGGCACACCACCUCAUUUCCACCCCCUUUUCGGGGUUCGGCCUCCUGGCUAGCACAUCGCCCAGUGUCUGACUUUGAUACCAUUUGUAACGGUCCAAGGUCACUAUUAGCGAGUAUGGUCUUCUUUGGGCUUUUUCUUUAACAUUUUCCAAAUCUGUUUACAAAUAUAACAUACCCUCAAAAUCAAAACCUUUAACCUUACCCAGACUAUUCCAAAAGUUG
This is a messenger RNA of Cucurbita moschata (crookneck pumpkin), 1334 nucleotides long. RefSeq lists its product as uncharacterized. The coding region runs from base 255 to 1064 and encodes 269 amino acids. The record is from RefSeq and is a predicted model, not a curated record. Lineage: Eukaryota; Viridiplantae; Streptophyta; Magnoliopsida; Cucurbitales; Cucurbitaceae. The transcript has 2 exons.